Molecule: messenger RNA, 576 nt
Organism: Ambispora leptoticha
Lineage: Eukaryota; Fungi; Glomeromycota; Glomeromycetes; Archaeosporales; Ambisporaceae
Source: the annotation of a GenBank genome assembly
UUGCCAGGUGAUCUCGACGGCGACCAAAUAUAUGAAUUUGGAUUUUUCGAAGGUUAUCCGAUAGUUUUGCUGACCGAUAAAAAAAGCGCAAAAAUAGGUCAAGAACAAGCACAAAUCACCAAACUCAUAAACAAAGACUCUCCUGAAAAUAAUCCUUUAAUAUUAUCGAAAACUAAAAAAAGGCUUGACCCAUAUUUGCCCAUAACAAUAAUAAUAUUCGUUAUCCCACCAAUUAUUUUAUUCUUCCUGAUAACAAUCAUUUAUAUAUAUUGGAAAUUCUUUUUUGUCCCACGUAACAUGAAAAAAGUGAAUGUGCGAUAUAUCAAGGCUUCACUGCAUUGUCCGGACGAAGCAAAAUGCGAAAAUAGUUGUGGCACAAAAAUCGACAAGUAUUAUGACAAUAAUGGUGACAAUGACGACUCUCGACCAUUUAUUUCGUCGAUAACCACAAGAAUCAAAUCACUGAAAAUGAAGCCAACUUUGAACUUAGAUCGGAAAACAACAGACUUUGAGCGUGGAUUUGAUUAUGAGGAUUGCGAUGACGAAUGCUGUGCAUUUAAUUCUGGUAUUCCGUAA